AUGGACAUAUUUCGGGAAACAAUGUCAGUGAACCGAUUCCUCUUUCUUUUACGAUGCCUCCGUUUUGAUGACAUUAGAGAUCGUCCCAGUAGAAGAGACGUCGAUAAAUUAGCUCCGAUCAGAGAAUAUUUUGGAAAUUUUGUCACAAAUUGCAAAAAGGCUGAUACUAUAGGAGAAUAUGUGUCCAUUGAUGAGAAGUUGGAAUCAUUCAAAGGUCGUUGUUCCUUCAAACAAUAUAUGCCUAACAAGCCAGCAAAGUAUGGCAUAAAAAUAUUUGCUCUUGUAGAAGCAAGGGUAUUUUAUACCUGGAGUAUGGAAAUUUAUGCUGAUAAACAACCAGAUGGGCCAUUUCAAGUUGAAAAUGGUGCAAGCGAAGUUGUCAAACAUUUAAUAAGGCCCUUAUACAACUCUGGUCGAAAUUUAAAAGUUGAUAAUUGGUAUAUGGGAUAUGAAUUAUCUCAAGAUCUCCUAAAGAAGAAAAUUACGAUAGUAGGUACAAUUCGUAAAAAUAAGAGAGAAAUCCCACCUGAGUUUCUGGCAAAGGAAAAGAGAAUUGUUCAGAGACGGUACAAAGUCCUUGUCUACGAUGAGUUUGUCGUCAGAGGGAACACAGCGGUGCUGAGGUGCCAAGUUCCUGCGUUCGUGCACGACUACAUCACUUACAUUUGGAAAAGAGGAGAUGGUGCAUCUAUAACAUCAACUGCUUCUAGAGGUGGUCGCUAUAGCGUGCUGCCGACAGGUCAGUUGUACAUUCGAGCGGUAACUCAAGCGGAUGGGCAGACAAGUUACAGCUGCCAGACACGACAUCGGUUGACUGGAGAAAUAACAGUCAGUGCUUCAGCUGGCAGACUCUUUGUUACAGAACCCCACGGGAAUUCAUCCCCCAAAAUUAUAGAUUUUCGCCAAAUAGUGUCGGCGAAUGAAGGAGAGUCUCUGGAAAUGGCAUGCGCGGCCACUGCCUACCCUCCACCCACAUACAGAUGGUACCGAGAAGAAGAGGGUCGCCUUGUUCUCUUGACUUCAAACCAUCGCAUAACUCAGUUGGAUGGCUCUUUAAUAUUGCAGUUCGUGAGUGUUCAAGAUAGUGGACGAUACAUUUGCGUCGUGAACAACACUGCGGGAGAAGACAGAUCGUUUACUCUGCUUACGGUGUCAGCUCCUCUCGCUGUUUACAUAACGCCCCAGAGACAAAUAGUGGACGUGGGUCGUUCGGCAACCUUCAACUGCACAGUGUCUGGUCAACCAAUCCGAUCUUUAAACUGGGUGAAAGAUCAAAGGCCCAUUGAAGAUUAUUAUGGUGGUGGGCGAUUGGUAUUACUAGCUAGGGACGUUCUACAUAUACCAGCAGUUCAGAGAGAAGAUAAGGGAAUGUACCAAUGUUUCGCAUUUAACGAUUUUGAAUCAGCUCAGAGUUCGGCGGAAUUGAAGUUAGGCGAUGUCGCACCUGUACUUUUGGCGACAUUUACCGGUGAAGCUGUUCGACCCGGUUCUUCCGUAUCCUUGCGUUGCUCUGCCUCUGGAAAUCCUCUUCCCCAGGUGACAUGGUUCCUUGAUGAUGUUAACAUACCAGAUGCCAUGCGAUUUCGUGUCGGAGAUUACGUCACUUCGGACGGCUAUGUGAUGAGUUACGUAAAUGUGACGGAUAUUCGUGUGGAAGAUGGCGGAGAAUACUCAUGUACUGCAACAAAUGCCGUUGCCUCCGUUCGCCAUGCAGCCAGGCUAGAUGUCUAUGGGCCUCCAUUCGUGAGACCAAUGGCCAAUUUUAGUGUUGUUGCUGGACAAAGGGUUUUGCUCAAAUGCCCCAUUUCAGGAUAUCCUAUUGAAUCUGUGACGUGGAUCAAAGAUGGCGCCACAUUACCCAUCAAUCAUCGACAGAAGGUAGAAAAGUUAAGUCAUCUUGUCAUCCAAGAUGUUCAACGUUCUGCUGAUGAAGGAUUUUAUAUAUGCGAAGCCACAGGUUCUGAAAAUAAAAAAGCAGAAGGAAAGAUGCAUAUGAGUGUUCUUG
Stegodyphus dumicola is the source of this 2005-nucleotide messenger RNA. Its product is annotated as cell adhesion molecule Dscam1-like. Gene Ontology annotation, biological process: axon guidance; homophilic cell-cell adhesion; dendrite self-avoidance. The record is from RefSeq and is a predicted model, not a curated record. NCBI's taxonomy places the organism in Eukaryota, Metazoa, Arthropoda, Arachnida, Araneae, Eresidae. Gene Ontology annotation, cellular component: plasma membrane; axon. Gene Ontology annotation, molecular function: cell-cell adhesion mediator activity.